Messenger RNA from Stegostoma tigrinum, 3825 nucleotides. It is a transcript of the gene srpx2, whose product is annotated as sushi-repeat containing protein X-linked 2. Bases 354 to 1736 code for a protein of 460 amino acids. The record is from RefSeq and is a predicted model, not a curated record. The transcript has 11 exons. Lineage: Eukaryota; Metazoa; Chordata; Chondrichthyes; Orectolobiformes; Stegostomatidae.
GCUGCUUCUGGUUCUUAUUUGAAUUCACAAAACAACACAACGAUGAAAAUAUCUGAUCCACAUCCGGCAUGAUUUUGUUCCUUGCGGCCAUUUAAAGCAACUGUUCAGUGAGGUUUAUAUAAUUGUUACGGGCGAUGCUUAAUGUAGGAACGGUGCAGCUUUAAGGGGCUUCUCGCAACCCCUAACUGGAUGGAAACGAAUGAUGUCAUUUGCUCCAGUUGCCAGCGUUUUCCUCGCUUUCCAUACGCUCCAAACUUCAGGAUUGCAAUUCCCGUUGUACGUUAGCAAGGAAAUAUAAUCUAAAAGAUAUACUUGUGAAGUUUAAAAUUUGAACCACAUUAAUUGAACGGGACAUGAGAAGAUUAUUUUUCUUGCUUACUCUCUCUGUGAGGGUAGCAGUUGACUAUGGAUAUGAAGGGUCUGGAUAUUCUUAUGCUGGGAGCCAUGAUGUCGAUUACAGUGUUCAAUAUACAGGAAGCAGCUACUAUUUGGACUAUAAAGAGCCAAGAUGGUGCUAUCCAUUGAGCGUUGAAAAUGGUGACGUAGAAUGUCGCUCACCAAGGGGUGCAAACUACAGAAGCACACUUGGAACACGAUGUCGAAUACUUUGUGAUAGAGGAUACCGGUUGCUAGGCCGAAGGCAUGUCGAAUGCACAGUGACCAGGUACUGGUCUGGUAUAAGCCGAUGUAAAGAGGUGCGUUGUUAUUCACUUCCUGCAUUUCCAUACGGAUCAUAUGUGUGCUCCAAGGGGACACGCGUAGAUUCCCAGUGUGAAUACAUAUGUGAGCAAGGAUACCAACUGGAAGGAGAUAGAAUGAGGGUGUGCCUGGAGAAUGGCCAGUGGAGUGGAAGUGAACCUAUCUGUGUAGAUUAUGAACCUCCAAGGAUAAAAUGCCCAGGGUCCAGGGAGAAGGUGGCUGAACCGGGGCAGCUGACUACACGUGUAUAUUGGGACUCACCGCGCAUAAAAGAUGUAGCUGAUAAACACAGUACUAAAAUAGUUCUGAGAGGACCACCGUCAGGAUCUGAAUUUGGAAAGGGAGAACAUAUUAUUCGCUAUGUGGCGUAUGAUAGAGAGAGGAACAAAGCCUCCUGCAAGUUUACUGUCACAGUUCAUGUUAGGAGAUGCCCUCUCCUGAAGCCGCCUGUCCAUGGUUACAUCACUUGUACAUCAGCUGGUAAUAACUAUGGGGCAACCUGUACUUACACAUGUGAAGGAGGUUAUGAGCGACAGGGAAUCUCCAAACGAGUUUGUCUGUUCAAUCGAAGCUGGUCUGGAGUGGCACCGUCUUGUGUACUAAUCGAACUUAACGUUGACGUGAAUUCAGUGGCUGCUCUUAUGGACCAGUUCUAUGAGAUGCAGCGUCUCUUCAUAAUAUCCUCUCCAAGUCCAUCUGAUAUGUACUACACCCUACAAAUAAGCAUGCUACAGGAAGCUGCCUGUGGUCUGGAACUGAGACAAGUAACAAUAAUAGAAUUGGUUGGAAAUCCACCAAGAGUAAUGGGACGUAUAAAGGAACAGGAGCUUUCUUCAGAAAUUGUUGAUCAACUCAGGCAAGUCUAUUACUUAUCCAGUAUGCACUUUAACGCUGUCCUGGUUGACAAAUAUGGUACAGACAGAGAGCGUUACAUUCAACCAGUCGCAUCCAAUGAGCUGUUUCCAUUCAUAGACAUUUACUUACUCCAGAAGGAGGAAAAAGCUGUUCUGGAGCAAAGAGAAAGUUUCUGUAACUAAAACUCAAACUUGACAAACAUUUUAUAUAUGUUUUACCAUCAACAACGUGUAUUCAUACAGCGCUUGUGUAAUAAUGUAUUAUCUUAAAACACUUCAGAGGGCUGUUAACAAACAAAAUUUGACACCGAGUUACCAUAGGACAUAUUAAUAUAGAUGACUAAAACGUGGUCAAAGGGUAGGAUUUUAAUGAGCCUCUUAAAAGAGGGAAGAGAAGUGGGGAGUUUUAUUGAAAAAAAAUCUCCAAGCUUAGCAUCUUGAUAGCUGAAGGCUGGUGUGUGAAUAAUGGAAUUAUUAAGAUUUUGGUGAUGCUCAAUGAAGUCAGAUUGGAGUAAUGCAGAUGCCAUGAAGAUUGUAGCGCUGAGUCAACUUCCUCGUCAAAUUGUGUGACCUGAGUCUCAGUUGAGAGUUGAUCUGUAAAGAUUCAUCCUUUCCACAACUUCUGAAAGGGCCAUUUCUGUCAUUCAACAAUGAAAAUACUUGUUUUUUUUAUAUUCAUAAAGUGUACCAAAACUGAUUUUCUAUAAUAGCAGAUGCAUUUCAAGUAUUUGCAGUUAUGUAAAUGUACAAAAUCUUAGAAUAUUUUCUAAAACAAAUCUAUUUGGGAAACAUGAGAUGACUGUUUAUCUGAUCAAGCCUGUUUCACUUAUUCAUUCAUGGUACAUUGGCAUUAGUGACCAGGUUAAUAUUUAUGCCCAUUCCUAAUUGGCCUCAGGGCAGUUAAGAGUCAACCACAUUGCUGUAGGUCUGGAGUCAUAUGUAGACCAGACCAGGUAAAGAUGGCAUUAGUGAACCAGAUAGGUUUUUCUGACAAUUGCCAUGCUUUCAUGAUCAUCAUUAGACACUUAAUUCAAGAUUUUUAAAAAUUGAACUCAAAACCCACUGUGCCAUGACAGGAUUUGAACUAUUCAAAAUCUUCAGAACUUGAUCUGGGUCUCUGGAUUAAGAGUUUAUUGAUAGUAACUCCCCUAAGCAACUUGAUGAAUGAUUUGUAAUUUAUCCAACCAUGGAUAUUCCCUAAUUUAUUCUUUCCCCUGAGAACCGUGACGAAUCCCAAGGACAGUGCCAGAGAAAAUUUGAGCAUAUUUUUGACUCUAUUUUCGCUCAAAAACUCUCAAACACAAUCUCCAGCCUAUCAAUUUAAUAUUUAAAUCUACAUUGUCAAACAUUGCCCAGUUCCCAAAAAAAUGACCAAAGUUUUCCUCAAAGUUUUUGACUUGGGUCAUUCUUUUUCUUUUAAUUCAUUCACAAAAUGUGAACAUUGCUCACAUAACCAGAAUGCAUUUGCUCAUUCUAAUUGCCCUUAAUGAAAUGGUUUGCUAUGCCAUUUCAGAGGGCAGUUAGGAUCAAACAUAUUGCAUUGGAUUUGAUGCCACAUUUAGACACGACAGUUAAGGUUUCCUUCUGAAAAGGACAUCAGUGAACCAAAUGUUAUAAUAAUUCAGUCAAUGUUCACGAAUAAUGGCACUAACUUAUAAUUUCACAUUUGUUUUUAUUAACAGAAUUUAAAUUUUCUAGCUGCUGUGGUAAGACGUGAUCUCAUGUCUCCAGAUUGUUAAUCCAGGCCUCUUUUGUUAUUUGCCUAGUAACCUGAAAUCUGGUGGUUGAAUAGUGUUUCUGCUAGCUGUCCAAAAAACAGUUUCCAAUGCAAAUCAGUAGAUAAACCACCUCAUUCAAGUCAGGGCAUCCUGUGUUACUGAGUCUGGAGACUGUGAGUUGAAUUACCAGUUGUCUUGCCUGGAGAUAUGAACCGUACCUUUAGAGAACAGGAAUCCUCAAUGAAUCAUUGCGGCUCUUUGAUAGGCAGCUCUUCAGCUGGAACCUUCCAAUCAUGAGUCUAUCUUAGAAUGGCAGCAUUACGCUCUUCAGUGUGUCAGGUUAGCAGAGACGCUGAAUAAUUCCAACUGAGUCAGGACUUUUCCAAGCAGGAAGUAACUAUUUUCAAGGUUUGUUUGAAAAUAAACAGCUAAUUUAUGGGAAGCAUGUGUUUUUCUGAGAAAGAUAGUAAUUCAUAAUGACUGUAAAGGAAUUGUUUGUGUUGAAUACUGAUCAUUCAUCUGUUCUGUUUUAAAUAAAAUGCUCAUGAUUUCUA